AUGGAGAACGUCCGUGUCGCGGUACGAGUUCGUCCUUUUCUGCCCAAUGAGGAGCCGCGUCGUUAUAUGACAGUGAGCGGCCACCAGAUUGCCAUUGGGGAGUCGCGGAAAUUUGCUUUUGAUGACAUCUUCGACAUGGACGCAACAUCGCAGGUAGUAAAUGACGCCGUUGCGGCGCCGCUGGUAUCUGCUUUUGUGGCUGGCUACACGGUUUCUGCCAUCGCCUACGGACAGACGGGUGCAGGGAAGACGUUCACCAUGUCGUCCUUGUCGGCGGAUGUUGUGCAGCGGGUAUUGGCCGCGUUAAAGGAGGAAGACCUUGCGGAGGACGAUGGCAAACACGAGUUUCGCUUCUCUGCAGUGGAGGUGUACAAUGAAAGCAUCAGCGACCUCAUCGCCUCCGGCACCGGCUCCAUGCUACACCCGUCGCAUUCGAUGGGGUCGUUGCCAUCGCUGUCGCUGCGGGAAGACUCGCGGCAUGGCGUGUACAUUCAGGGCCUCUCCGAAGUGGUCGUGGAGAGCAAGGAGGAGCUGCUUGCGUGGGUGAAGAACACGCCCACCAACCGUCGCACCGCCUCCACACUGAUGAACGCGACAAGCUCCCGCUCACACCUGCUGCUUACGAUCAGCCUCACAGACGGCGGGGUGGUGUCGCGCUUUGGUUUGGUAGACUUGGCGGGGAGUGAGCGCAUCAAGAAGGUGAACGGCCGACAGCUUGCGACCGGUGCCAUAAAUGAAACGCUUAACGAGCAAGCCUCACAGUACCUUAAGGAGCGGUCGAAGGGGAUUGAAAUGGCCUCACGAAUGCGUGAAGGCAUCAGCAUCAACAGUGGGCUCCUUGCACUGGGAAAUGUUAUCGUGGCCCUUUGUGAGCGGAGGUCGCACGUACCGUACCGCGCCUCGAAACUCACCCGUCUUCUACAGCCCAUGCUGGGUGGGAACUCAAAAACAGUCAUGAUCGCUUGUGUCUCGCCUGCUGUCUCCUCCUUUGAGGAAACGUUGAAUACGCUGAAGUACGCCAAUCGCGCCAAGUCUAUUCGUACAAGCUCUUUUAAAGUAGAUACAGGUUGCUCCACCUUAGAGGAGGCCGAGAGAACUAUUGCGUGGCUUAGGCAGCGGCUGGAGGCGGCACAGCAGGCUUCGCAGGAGGCACAUUCCCCCAUGAUGUACAUGUUUCCAGCGGUAGAGGAAGCACGGUUGGGGGAAGUACAGGAGUUACUUGCAAGCGAGCGGAAGUUGACGCAACGGCUGCAAGAAGACCUCUUCAAUGCAGAGUACACUGCCAUGAUUGAGGUUGAAAAACGCAAGCAGCUUGAAAAGCGUCUUUUGUCCAUUGAAGCCCAACAACAGCGUGAGCUUAACGAGUUUAUGGAACUAAGUGGCGCACGGCCGUGGGAUGACUUCCUUCGAGAGGAUGCUGCUGAGGAGAGGGAAACUGCGUCAUGCACUCAGCUACAGGCCGAGAGUGACGAGCUACCGGCAUCGAAGGGAGAAAGGGAGGGUGAGGAGGUGCGGCUAUCGGCCUCCGAGGGCGCGGCUCUGGAGUACCUUUCUCGCGACAUCGCGGCGAAGGAUGGAUUGAUCCAGAAGCUGGCGCGUCAAAAAGAGGAGGCGGUGCAGGAGUUGGAGUACUACAAGUCUCAACUGCAAGAGCUCCAGGACGUCCGGCAUCGCUUGGAGGAUGAGUUGUCACGCGCCGAGGCAAAGAUAGAGGCAGCCAAGAUGGAGCGCCAGGGAAAAGAGGAGCGGCGAAGCUCGCUGGCACAUCACCAACUGCAGCUGCGCAAAUCCGAAGAGGCGGCGGAGUACCGGCGGAAAAUGCAGGAAUCAACAGCGGUCGUCACAGCGCAAGAGGCCAGCGCAGAGAUGAUUAAACAUCUACAGUCACAGGUGGCGGAGAUGAAUGACGAACUCAACCGUCAUAGGCACACCUUGCGGGAGCGGCAGCAGCGCAUCCACAAGAUGUCUGUCUCCCAUGCCCAGGAGUUGAACCAGCUGCAGAAGAAACUGCGCGCGUCGGAGGCGCAGGUGACGAAACUGCAGGUUCAGCUGCAGAAGAAGGAACGGGAACUUUCACGCGUCAAGAAAGGUGGGGCAGGUGGUUUUACGCGCCGCCAACCAGCAACACUUACCCCGCAGCAGUCACCGACGGCCAAUGUGCUGCCAGUGGACCUCUCGGAGGGCGUACAAAAGGAAAUUGAUAUCGAAUUAAUGUCCAUCGCCAAUUUGGAAAGAGAGCUUGACGAGCUGACGGUAGACCGUGACGAAUUAAAGAGUGCACUGAGAGAGGUGGAGGAACGCACCGGCGGCAUGGAUAAAUGGGAAAAGGCAGUGAAAGCAUUUAGCAUGCGACUGCAACAACUGGAGCGGGAGCUUCAGUCAGACACCCUUAGUGAGCAGUUGCGGUCGCAGUACGGCAGUGAGAAGGUGAGUAUUGAAGAUAGAUUGCGGCAAUUAAAAUCAUUUGAGCCUGUGGUGGCGGAGGCAUCGAGGCAGCUGGUAGAGAUGGAAAGCAACCUUGAUAGUUUACAAGAGGCACGCAUGUAUCACCUACGACGGGUGCGUCAGCUGCAAAAUGGGGCCUUAACGUCUGUGGACCGAAGCAUCUGGGCCUCUGGAUUGCUGCAGCGCGGGGCUGCAGAUUGCGCAGAACUUCUUAACAAAAGAAACUAA
Molecule: messenger RNA, 2673 nt
Organism: Trypanosoma rangeli
Lineage: Eukaryota; Euglenozoa; Kinetoplastea; Trypanosomatida; Trypanosomatidae
Product: putative kinesin
Exons: 1
Coding region: 1-2673 (890 amino acids)
Biological process (GO): microtubule-based movement; mitotic spindle organization
Molecular function (GO): ATP binding; microtubule motor activity; microtubule binding
Source: RefSeq, a predicted model, not a curated record